Molecule: messenger RNA, 1981 nt
Organism: Drosophila subpulchrella
Lineage: Eukaryota; Metazoa; Arthropoda; Insecta; Diptera; Drosophilidae
Product: RNA polymerase I-specific transcription initiation factor RRN3-like
Exons: 6
Coding region: 89-1816 (575 amino acids)
Biological process (GO): transcription initiation at RNA polymerase I promoter
Cellular component (GO): nucleus
Molecular function (GO): RNA polymerase I core binding; RNA polymerase I general transcription initiation factor activity
Source: RefSeq, a predicted model, not a curated record
AUCUUCUGUGAAUUGCCGAUACAAAAGCUGUUUCAAAAUCUCAUAAUUGAGAAAUACAUAUACUAUCUUGUUGUCCGUGCAUGUCACUAUGUCGAUACCAAUCAAUUUGUUUUCUAACUGCCGUGCCAUCCACAAUGUACGUUCUGAUCCAAAAAACAGAGGCCUGGCAGAAUCUAUACGCGUGGCCCUAAAAGAAAGAAAGUUCCAGCUCAUUAAGGAGUUCACAAUCUUUCUCUGUGAAGCAAAACUUAAGGAUGACGAGGUCUUGUCAAUCCUAAAAGAUGCCAAAGAAGUUGUUCAACACUUAACUCCAGUUUUUUUAAAAGCAGUCAAGGCUUUGUUAUCUUUGAACUGGAAGAAAAGAAGUUCCGAGAUAAUCGAAGCAUAUAUUGAAUUUUAUGUGGACUUAUUGAUGACCCACAACCAAUAUCUUUCAAUAGGAGUAUUUAAACUUAUUGAACACUGGAUUCCUGAAAAAUCGGACAAAUUCGACUGGGUCAAGGGAUGUCCCUCAGAACGUAGCAGACUUCAACUGAAAGCUGUACAUGAUGUACUGAAUCGCAUUUUAAACGCAGCUCCAAUGACAUUUCAGUUUGUAUGUAAAACCAUUACCGAUAAAUUUCCCUAUUAUAAAAGGCCAGCUUAUGUGACGGCAGGGUAUGUCUAUAACGUGCUCUGGUUAAUCGAAUACAAGCCUAUAUUUGAAGAACCGAUGUUGCAGCUGGUUUUGCAGAGAUUCUUAUUACUAGAUGUUAACGCUCCAAGAGAAGAAAUUGGCGCAGAAACAGAUGACGAAGAUGACAAUGUGGACGCAGAUAGAGUUUUUCAAAUGGACGAUGUAUCCAGCUAUACUAAGACUGAAAAAACUGUUAAACAUCCUGUCGGCAAAACCUUGGAUAUUUGCCUAUUCAUGCUGUAUAGGUUUAUUGACGAAAAAUGUCGCAUUCACAAAAACAGUACCGGCGAACAGCGCUCGACUGCUAAACGCAUAUUUAAUUUAUUACUACAUAUAUUCGAUGAUACUCUGUUACCCAGCUACAAUACCCAUCAUGUGCAGUUUGUCCUAUUUUAUGUGACUAGUAUUCGUGUUGCAUAUUCUGAGGCUUUUCUUGAUUUGCUUUGGCAGAAGGUACAAAAUCCCCAAAUUUCGCCGAUUAUUGGACAUGCUGCGGUGGGAUACAUGACUAGCUUUUUAUCUCGCGCCAGAUUUUUGCCACUAAGCCUUGUACAAUACUAUUUAAAAAAAAUGAGUAUUUGGGCUCAUACCUACAUAGACGACUCGAGUAAAAAGACUUUGACUUGGUCGUUUGGUGCACACUUGGUUUUCUACUCUGUCUGCGAAACAAUUUUUUAUUUGAUUGCGUCUCGUGCCAGAUAUUUGACUGACAGUUCAAAAGAUUUGCAUUUUCUUGAGUGUCUGCAGUUAUCCCGCAUCGCGGGAUGUCACUUAAAUCCCCUGCGAUACUGUCUAGCCUCAGUGGCCACAGCAUUCGCUGAUGUUUCGAGAACUUACCAGCUGGCCUACUGUUAUACAGUUUUGCAUAGUAGCCCUCGGCGUAAACUACCCAUUGUUUCCGUCCGUGGAAAAUGUAAGACCGAGGAAAAGCUUGAAACGUUAUUCCCCUUCAACCACUAUGUGCUAAAGCUAUCGAAGAAGUAUAUUGAGGCCAACUUCAUAGUUCACCAAUGCAAAGGCACGGAUAAUUGUGUGUGUGGCUCUACCAAUAAGUCCCUUUCUACACCACCAGAUGACGAGGAGGACGAUUUCAUUAUAUCGGACAUGCUAAAGCAUUUGGAAAUGUCUACGAAGCAAUAGUUUGACAAAAACGGUACCCUUUCAUCUUCACCGUCUUCCGCGACUUACCAUUUAACUUAUUUAAGAAAUGUGAUGAAGUUAUGGACUCUAAGUUACCUUUACCAGUGAAAAAACAGUUUCAACGAAUUUAUUUGUCUUUAAAAAACAUACGUGUAAUUAAUAAAC